Molecule: messenger RNA, 395 nt
Organism: Phasianus colchicus (ring-necked pheasant)
Lineage: Eukaryota; Metazoa; Chordata; Aves; Galliformes; Phasianidae
Source: RefSeq, a predicted model, not a curated record
GAAUGGGGGCCUGGGAGGUGGAAUGGAAGGAGUGGGAGGAGGAAUGGGGGCCUGGGAGAGAACUGAGGGCACUGGGAGGGAACUGGGAGCGCUGGGAAGGAACUGGGAGCGCUGUGCUGUCCUGCAGGGAGCUGCACAUGGUGGAUACCGUCACCUGGCACAAGAUGCGAGGUGCACAGAUGGUGGUGGCCAUGAAGGCGGUGUCGCUGGGCUUCGACCUGGACCGGGGGGGGGUCCGGGGGGAGCCCACCCCCACCCAGGUGCUGGGCUACCUUUGCUCGCCCGGCUCCGUCAUCUUCGGGCCCUGGGAGCCCUUUGGGACUUAUCUGAGGGCUGUGGAGGGGCCCCCCCUGGUAUGGGGGGGAUUUGGGGGAGAUUGGGGGGGUUUGGGGUGA